AAGGUACACGAUCUCAACUUCUCAGAUAGAGGGGAAUCCCGUGUAGUAGAGAUUAUGACAUACAAUUACAAAGAUAUGGAAUUCGCUCCAUAUGGUGAUUACUGGAGACAAAUGCGAAAGAUUUUUGUGGUACAACUUCUAAGUACUAAUCGUGUGAAGUCAUUCAGGUCUCUAAUGGAAGAAGAGGUCUCAAAUCUCAUUAAAAACAACUCGUUGAAAGCCGAAUCGCAUAUGCAUAUUAAUCUCGGUGAGUUAGUAUACUCAGGUAAGAUAUGCAAACAUAAAGUGGCUUUCAUAUCGUUGUUUCAUGAUGUAACUAGGAUUGCUAGUGGUUUCACCGUUGAUGACUUAUUCCCUUCACUAAAAUUCCUUCAUGCCAUCACGGGUUGGCGGCAUAAAUUAGAGAUGUUACACAAGGAGAUCGAUGGGAUCAUGAGUAGCAUCCUCGACGAUCAUAGGCAGAAACAGGCUAUUAUAGUCUCACCUGGCAUAACGGGUAACCAUCAAUACGAGGAAGAUUUUGUUGAUACUCUACUACGACUGCAGGCCGACGGCGGACUAUUAUUUCCAUUUACAGAUGACAAUAUUAAAGCCGUUAUGCUUGACAUAUUUGGGGCAGGGUCUGACACGGCCUCGGUGACAGUAGAAUGGGCAAUGUCUGAAUUACUGAAGAACCCAGAAAUGAUGAAGAAGGCCCAAGCUGAAGUCAGACAUUUGCUAAAUAGAAACAAGAAGGUCGACGAAAGGGAGUUACAUGAACUAAGUUACCUAAAACAGGUUAUACAUGAAACUCUAAGGCUACAUCCUCCUAAUCCAUUGUUGCUACCAAGACAAUGCAGAGAGAUAUGUGAGAUCAAUGGGUAUGAGAUACCGGAAAAAACCAAAGUCAUAAUCAAUUAUAUGGCGAUAGGAAGAGACCCAGAAUACUGGUGCGAUGCGGAGAUUUUCAAACCCGAGAGGUUUGAGGACUCGUCAAUUUCAUACAAAGGAACAAGCUUUGAGUAUAUUCCAUUUGGUGCAGGCAGGAGGAGGUGUCCAGGCAUGGGUUUUGGUAUGGCCAUGGUUGAGCUUAUGCUUUCCCAAUUAUUGUACCAUUUUGAUUGGAAACUCGCUAAUGGAGUGAAGCCAGAAGACUUUAGACAUGUCAGAAUCUUUUGGUCUGACUCUUCAGAGAAAGAACGGUUUAUAUGUAAUUCCUGUUGCUUACUCAGCUGAGCAAUUAAGCUAAACUCACUAUGAGAAUUUAUUAACAAAAGAAAAGAAAAACAGAAAGUUGAGCAUUAUCAACACAUAAAGUUGAGCAUUAUCAGCAAAUGAAUGUUUAACUGACUUUU
This is a messenger RNA of Papaver somniferum (opium poppy), 1334 nucleotides long. Its product is annotated as premnaspirodiene oxygenase-like. The transcript is spliced from 2 exons. Bases 55 to 1215 code for a protein of 386 amino acids. Gene Ontology annotation, molecular function: monooxygenase activity; iron ion binding; oxidoreductase activity, acting on paired donors, with incorporation or reduction of molecular oxygen. The record is from RefSeq and is a predicted model, not a curated record. Lineage: Eukaryota; Viridiplantae; Streptophyta; Magnoliopsida; Ranunculales; Papaveraceae.